AUGGCGCGUGUUGGUGUCCGAAGAUUGUUUCCCCUUGUUUCGUCCAGUGGUCUGCUUCUGUCGUCCAAGUUGGGAAGUCAGGUCGAAAACUAUAUACGGAGAGUAUCAGGACUACAGCGAAACCGUUCAGACCGAUGUGAUGAACUCAAGAGAUUGGAGUCAGCAUACUUGGCGUUGCAGGAACAGGUAGAAAAUGUAAAGCAUAAAAACGAGCAGUUGGAACGGAAAAGAGGGCAAAGCUUGUUCAGGGCCAAGGCGCUUCGUCAGUAUUUGACCACAUUGAAGCAAAGGUCCAAGGAGGUGGUGGAAUUCUUACGAGAAGACCGCAAGAUUUUAGACGACUUGGUAUUGACUGUGCACCGCUCAAAUACCGCUUCAACUAUCAACUUGGGUAGCAUAGUAGACAACCUCAGAGACAUGUACGACCAGUACGAGGACGAUGAGAGCCAGCGACUGUACUUGAUGGACUUUAUGUUCGAAGAGGAAGCUCGAAACAUGUGGCGAUCACAAGAGGAACGGUGGCGGRGAGAACAUGAGUUAUGCAAGAAAGGAAUAGAUGAGCUGUUUGCCACAAUAAAAACCCAAUUGGAAGAGAACAUAGAUAAGUGUUUGGAUGAACAACGCAUUUUGAUCGGUGAACGAGAACAACUGAUAGACAUCAUAGAAAGGGGCAAUGAUGAACUGAAACGGUUGGAAGCAGAGUCAACUGAAUUCUAUGAACAGCAUCCAGACUACUGUGGCAGUAAUGACAACAACAAUAAUAAUGUACAUUCAACGGAUUCUAUUGACUUUAGACAAUUUGAAAAGACUGCAAUGAAGGUAAUGGAUCGCGAACAAAAAUUGCUGGUAGAAAUGGCUAAAAUGAAUUUAUUGGAUGAUCCCAAAUUUGCAGAUCAUAGAAGAAAGAAAUCAGUUUGGUAAGUUAAUUAUACCUUUGUUUUUACGUUUAAAUUUUAUAUGACUUAUUUAGUGACUAAAUAUCUUUUUACUUUGUGUAAUUUUACUUAUUUUUGCACCAUAGAUGUAUUUGUUUUUAAACUGUUCUCUCUAAAAAAAAAUGAAUGAUUUUAAGUUUUUUUAUUUAGUUGUAUCGUUAUGUAGUUUCAUUUUCAUUACCGCCUUAAUAGUUAAUGGCUUAAGAUUUUGGUAACAACAAUAGAUAUCAUCUAAAUUCUGUGCAAUGUUUUAUAUUUUUGAC
Messenger RNA from Diuraphis noxia (Russian wheat aphid), 1198 nucleotides. RefSeq lists its product as uncharacterized. Gene Ontology annotation, biological process: apoptotic process. NCBI's taxonomy places the organism in Eukaryota, Metazoa, Arthropoda, Insecta, Hemiptera, Aphididae. Gene Ontology annotation, cellular component: keratin filament. The record is from RefSeq and is a predicted model, not a curated record.